GUAAAAAUUAAUCAACUUCGUGACACUGUUGUAAACUUUGUUUUCUGCAAGUUGAAUGCUUGUGUUUUUCCUUUUUAUGUUUCGUUCACCCAAAAAUUCAAAACAUCAAAUUUGAACUUGGGUUUUGUUAUAUUACACAUAAGUUUAAAACAUUACAAUGGAAACAACACCUUUACUAAUGAGGCCUAAAAGAAAAUCUCUUCUGUCUUGGCUACUGUUAUCAAGAUUUAAAAAGAAGGAACUUAGUUCUCGAGCAAUUAACUUGGGACACUUACCUGAUGAGGAGUUUCCUCCCAAUUAUGUUUGCAAUCAGAAAUACAACCUCAUAACAUUCCUACCCCUAGUUUUAUAUGAACAGUUCAGAUUCUUUCUCAAUAUGUAUUUUCUUGUGAUGGCGGUUAGUCAGUUCAUUCCAAGCAUUCGCAUUGGAUACCUGUACACCUACUGGGGACCACUAUGUUUUGUUUUAGCUGUAACAUUGUUCAGGGAAGCAGUAGAUGAUUAUAGAAGAUAUAGGAGAGAUAAAGAAGUGAAUAGACAGAAAUAUGAAAGAAUAGUACUAGAUACUCCAAUAGAAGACUACCGUCCAUUUCAAAUGGAAUAUGUCGCAGCAUCAGAACUGCGUGUUGGAGACAUUGUAAUGCUGCAUAAAGGGCAAAGAGUACCUGCUGACAUGAUACUUCUUAGAACUAAUGAGACCAUGGGUACAGUAUUCAUAAGGACUGACCAGUUGGAUGGAGAGAUUGAUUGGAAAUUACGGAUACCUCUUUCAUCAACGCAAAAGCUGCCGACCGACGCCCAUCUCCUGGAUAUAAACGCUCAGAUAUUUGUUGAGAAACCCGAGAAGGACAUACACUCGUUCAUAGGGACUUGUAUUCGAUUGGACGAGGAGGAACGCGACUCUUUGGACAUUGAGAACACGUUGUGGAGUGGCUGCGUCGUGGCGUCAGGUCAAGCCACAGGCCUCGUUAUAUACACGGGAAGCGAAACUCGGAGUGUAAUGAACAACGCCGUGCCGCGGUCUAAGGUCGGCCGCCUGGACCUGCAGGUCAACGACCUCACCAAAGUGCUCUUCUUCGCAACGCUAUUCGUGUCACUGCUGCUGAUCAUACUCAAGGGGUUCACGGGGCCCUGGUUCGGAUUCUUCUUUAGAUUCAUCUUACUGUUCUCCUACAUCAUUCCUAUAAGCUUAAGAGUAAACCUUGACAUGGGCAAAGCGUUCUAUUCAUGGACAAUACAACGCGACAAAGAGAUCGAAGGUACCGUGAUGAGGUCCACGACCAUACCCGAGGAGUUGGGUCGCAUCCAGUACCUGCUGGCGGACAAGACCGGCACUCUCACCAAGAACGAGAUGGUCUUCCAGAAGCUGCACUUAGGAAACGCUUUGUUUGACAGAGAAAGAUUUAAUGAGGUGGAAGCCCUCCUGACGCAGCACAUCACGAACGACGGCCCGUCGCUGGCGGCGUCGCCGGUGGACGCGCCCGACCUCGCCGCCCCCACCCCGCGCCAGGUGUGGCAGGCCGUGCUGGCCAUCGCGCUGUGCCACAACGUCACCCCGGUGUACGACGCGCCCGCCGGGGACGACGACGCGCAGUCCGAUAUGGCGAGUUCAGUGGUCUCGGAGAGCUGCGGGGGUGCGGUGCCGCAGCAGGAGCUCUGCGACUACCAGGCCUCGAGUCCGGACGAGGUCGCCUUGGUCAAGUGGACCGAUAUGAUGGGCGUGUCCCUGUAUAGAAGAGACUUGCACAACAUCUCUUUAAAACUGAGGGCGACCAAUGAAAUUAUACAGUUCAGCAUACUGCAGAUAUUCCCGUUUACGAGCGAAAGCAAAAUGAUGGGGAUCAUCGUUCAGGAGGAGAACUCUGAGGAGAUACGGUACUACGUGAAGGGCGCGGACGUGGCGCUGGCGCGGCUGGUGCGCUCGGGCUGGCUGGGCGCGCAGUGCGGGCGGCUGGCGGCCGACGGGCUGCGCACGCUCGUGUUGGCGCACCGCACGCUCGCACGACAAGAGUACCUUGAGUUCGAGGCGGAGUACAAGGAGGCGCGGCUGUGCACGAGCGGGCGCGGCGAGCGCACGGCGGCCGCGCUGUGCAAGCUGCACCGCGGGCUGGAGCUGCUGGGGCUCACGGGCGUGGAGGACCGCCUCGCCGACCGCGUGCCCGCCACGCUCGGCAUGCUGCGCGCUGCCGGUAUCAAGACGUGGAUGCUGACUGGCGACAAGCUGGAGACGGCGCUGUGCAUCGCGCGCUCGCUGCAGCUGGGCGGCGGCGCGGAGUGGCGGGUGGCGCGCGACUGUAGCUCGCGCCUCCACGCGCACACGCUGCUGCUGGCGCUGGCCGACCAGCCCAACAUGGACCUCAUCAUCGAAGGAGAAACGCUCGAAGUGUGUCUGCAGUCGUACGAGGAGGAGUUCGUGAAGCUGCUGUGCGGCUGCAGCGGCGUGGUGGUCGCGCGCUGCUCGCCCACGCAGAAGGCGACGGUCGCGCGACUGCUGCGCGCCCGCGGACACGUGGUCGCCGCCGUCGGGGACGGAGGAAACGACGUCGCCAUGAUACAGGAAGCCGAUAUUGGCGUCGGUAUAGAAGGAGCGGAGGGUCGCGCGGCGUCGCUGGCCGGUGACGUCAGCGUCCGCCAGCUCUCGAACCUGGCGCGCCUGUUCCUCGUGCACGGCCGCCGCUCCGUCAUGCGCUCGGCGGCGCUCUGCCUCUUCAUAGUGCAUCGGGGACUCAUCGUUUCCACUAUGCAGGCGGUGUUCUCAGUGGUGUUCUACUUCUCGUCAGUUUCGCUGUACCCCGGCUUCCUGAUGGUCGGUUACGGUACUCUAUUCACGAUGCUGCCUGUCUUUUCCUUGGUGCUCGAUAAAGAUAUAUCCAGUUCGACGGUGCUCCGCUACCCGCAGCUCUACAAACAACUGACGAGAGGACGCCAGCUAUCCUACAAAACGUUUUAUAUUUGGACCGGAAUAUCUAUAUAUCAAGGUGGCGUCAUCAUGUACGGAGCGCUAGUCCUGUUCGAGGACCAGCUGAUCCACAUAGUCGAGAUCAGCUACACCGCUCUGAUACUGACCGAGCUCAUCAUGGUGGCCCUCACGGUGGUCACGUGGCACUGGCUCAUGGUCGGAGCCGAGCUGGUCAGCCUCCUCAUGUACAUAAUAACCUUGCUGAUAUUCACCACGUACUUUGACGCUGAUUUUAUUAGACAUUGGGACUUCUGGUGGAAGGUGAUCACGAUAACUCUAGUGUCGUGUCUACCGCUGUACAUCGUCAAAUACAUGCACAGGAAAUGGAGCAACCGCCAGUACAAGAACAUUCGAACGUGA
Messenger RNA from Bombyx mandarina (wild silkworm), 3319 nucleotides. Its product is annotated as putative phospholipid-transporting ATPase IIB. Gene Ontology annotation, molecular function: ATPase-coupled intramembrane lipid carrier activity; magnesium ion binding; ATP binding. Gene Ontology annotation, biological process: endocytosis; retrograde vesicle-mediated transport, Golgi to endoplasmic reticulum; phospholipid translocation. The record is from RefSeq and is a predicted model, not a curated record. Gene Ontology annotation, cellular component: trans-Golgi network; plasma membrane; endosome. NCBI's taxonomy places the organism in Eukaryota, Metazoa, Arthropoda, Insecta, Lepidoptera, Bombycidae.